AUGAAAGCCACCACGUGUUCCGGCAGCACCGACGCCACCCUGCCCAACUUUGCAACCGCCAUUGCUGUAUGGGACCCCAAUCUUUGUGCUGGAGGAUGCAAUCAGGGUAGUAGUUCUGAUCCCGAAUGCUCUAACGUGAACGCUGCUAGCGUGACAUGGGAUUCAACGGUGGGUGGCGUGUACUCUCUCCUUGUCUUUGGUCGACAAGCGGGUGUCAUGGGAGAUUUCGAAAUUACCAUCACCGACUUUCCCAACCCAAGCAACGAUUUUUGCGACCAGGCUUUGCCAUUACCUAUUGAUCCCAAUACCGUCACUGUGACAACCACUGUCAAUGCAACAACUAGAACUACGUCCGGUUGUGGUGUUGUGAAACAGGCUGCCGAAGUAUUCUUCCAAGUUACGGGGAACGGACGCAAGAUGACUGCUACCACCUGCCAUAACGAGACCACCUACCCCACCGCUUUGUCUCUAUGGAAUCCGAAUCUAUGUGCUGGGGGUUGCAAUCAAGGCAGCACUGUCGAUGCAGCAUGUGAUUCUAUCAAUGGAGCAAGAGUGACCUGGGAUUCUACAGAUGGGGGAGUCUAUACCUUGAUCGCGUACGGAAGACAGGCAGGAUCAGAGGGCAUGAUUGGCAUCUCUGUAGAUGAUUUUAUCAAUCCUCCCAACGAUUAUUGUGAUCAAGCAAUCCCCUUGUUGCCUGGUGGAGCGGAAGUUACUGGGACAACCAUCAAUGCCACUGUCCACACUUCUUCAGGUUGUGGUGUGACCAAGGCGUCACCAGAAGUGUUCUAUGCCGUAACUGGGAAUGGUGAAUCAAUGAGUGUUACUACCUGCUCCAGUCAGACUGACUUUGAAACUGGAUUGGCCAUCUGGGAUCCAAAUAUAUGCGCAGGGGCUUGCAAUUCUGGCAGUGUCUCUGGCUGCGGCAACAUCUUCGAUACGAAGGGUGCAUCGAUUACCUGGGACACAACGGCAGGCGCACAGUAUACUAUCGUGGUCUUUGGAAGACAAGAAGGAACCACCGGCAACUUUGCUAUCCGUGUCUUUGAUCCUAAUUCCACUCCUGCUCCGUCAACGGGACUUCCAACAACCACUUCUCCUACUUUGACUCCAUCCCUCACUCCGUCCACCAAGCCAUCGUCUAAUCCUUCCAGAUCUCCGUCGAAAUCUCCUACAUCCACUCCCACAACAGCUACUCCCACAACAUCUACUCCCACAACAGCUACUCCCACAACAUCUACUCCCACAACAUCUACUCCAACCAUCGCCCCGUCUGCUUGUUCUUCGGGGGAGCAACAUGGAACGCCUCCCAUGGCAAGGACGUCUUUGUUUAAUUCCAUUGUCAUCAUGGCAGUCACAGCAGCGGCAAUGAAUCUUACGGUGUAG
Molecule: messenger RNA, 1386 nt
Organism: Seminavis robusta
Lineage: Eukaryota; Bacillariophyta; Bacillariophyceae; Naviculales; Naviculaceae
Source: the annotation of a GenBank genome assembly